UUGCGAUCACAUGGAGCAAUGGGGCGACAGAUUAGCAAGUGAAAGGCAUGGUGACGGUUACACUCACCCGGAUACCCGCAGUGCUGCCCUGUAAAGGUUGUUGGACUGUUAUGACUGAUGGGUGUGAACAAGGACGUUUCCUAUUUUUCUGACCGUGUGUGUGAAGAAGCACACAAUCUUCUCAAACUGCAGCCAGGAGACAAUCAAGAUGGAACAGUCCGACCAGAAGUUCUUCACGGUUAUAGACUAUGUGAUAUUUGCCCUCUUACUCGCUGCCUCUAUGGGCAUCGGGCUGUACUAUGCUCUGUCUGGUGGGCGUCAGCGCACGACUCAAGAGUUCUUAAUGGCAGACAGAAGCAUGGGCUGCCUCCCCGUUUCCCUCUCGCUCAUUGCCUCGUUCCAGUCGGCCGUGGCUAUCAUUGGCGUACCAGCAGAGAUCUACACGCACGGCACUCAGUACUGGUUCAUCGGCUGCGCCUACAUCCUGGGCCUCUUCAUUCCAGCUCACAUUUUCAUUCCAGUGUUUUACAGACUGCGCGUCUCAAGCGCUUACCAGUAUCUUGAGCUGCGCUUCAGCAAAGCAGUACGCAUAUGUGGAACUUUGACCUUCAUCUUUCAAAUGGUUAUCUAUAUGGGAGUUUGUGUGUAUACUCCUGCCUUUGCACUAAAUGCAGUCACUGGGUUUGAACUAUGGGGAGCAGUGCUGGCCACUGGACUAGUGUGCACGUUGUACACAACACUGGGUGGUUUGAAGGCCGUCAUCUGGACAGACGUCUUUCAGACUGUUGUGAUGUUUGCAGGGCAGCUGGCUGUCAUUGUGGUGGGAGUGCAGAAGACUGGAGGAGUGGCUGAUGUUUGGAGGAAAGUCUGGGAGGGAAAUCGCAUCUCUGGUCUCGAUCUAAACCCAGAUCCGACAGAGAGACACACCUUCUGGACUCUUGGGGUCGGUGGGGUCUUCCUCAUGCUGUCCCUGUAUGGUGUGAACCAGGCUCAGGUCCAAAGAUACCUCAGCUCACGCACAGAGAAAGAGGCUGUCAGGUCUUGCUACAUGGUUUUUCCCUCCCUGCAGCUGGCUCUGGCUCUGAGUUGUGUGAUGGGGCUGGUCAUGUUUGCACGUUACUGUGGAGAGGACCACUCUGACAAGCUGGCCAGUUCUUCACGGGAUGCAAUGGUGAUAUAUUUUGUGAUGGAUAUGCUGCACGGUCUGCCGGGGCUGCCUGGACUCUUCAUUGCUUGUUUAUUCAGUGCAGCCCUCAGCACCAUAUCGUCGGCCUUCAACUCUUUAGCUACUGUAACAAUGGAAGACCUCAUCAAACCGCAAUAUCCUGCCAUGACAGAGGCGAGAGCAACCCUGCUGUCCAAAGUUUUAGCUAUGUCCUAUGGACUGCUCUGCCUGGCCAUGGCAUAUCUCACUCACCUCAUGGGUGAUUCGGUUUUACAGGUUGCUUUGAAAAUCUUCGGCAUGGUUGGUGGUCCUAUUCUUGGUCUGUUUUGUCUCGGGAUGUUCUUCCCGUGGGCCAACUCCAUCGGAGCUCUGGUAGGUCUGUGUGCAGGACUGGUUGUGGCUUUCUGGCUCGGCAUUGGAAGCAUCGUCACUCGUAGCACAAGACCACUACCACUCGAAUGUGGCGCCAAUGCGACUACUGCUAUUCAGACAGCGUUCAACAAUAUCACUCUGAGCCAACCCUCUGGACUCAAGAGAUUUUACUCGUUGUCCUACAUGUGGUACAGUGGCUUUAACUGCACUACAGUCAUUUUAAUAGGCCUGAUUAUCAGCUUUCUUACAGGCCCAACAAAGGAAGAAGAUGUGAUGCCAGGAACACUCUAUCCCUUGUUAGGAAAACUUUUUUGUUUUCUACCUGAACACCUGAAGAAGAAGCUCUGCUGUGUGACUCCACUGGGACAAACGCUUGCAGCACCACAGAGGCCACCUUCACAACACAAAGAAGGUAAUGGACUGGCAUUCCCACAAGAAGAUAGAUCAUCACUGGAAGAGAGGGAAAGUUUUCUUUCCGAGACUUUCGUAGAGUAUGAAACCGCAGUGUGACGUCGACGUCUGUCACAAGAGGCUCUAUUCAGCUCCCUCUAAAAAUUUACAUGUAGAAGUUGUGAAUAUCGUCCACAUUAGAUUGAUGCCUGCAGCAUUCAAAGCUACAAAUUUUUCAACAUUUAACAUCAGUUUUUUUUGUUUGUUUUUCUAUUUAUGUCAAAAGACUCAGCUGAACCUGUCAGUGUCUGAGUCAGUUAUGUCUUACUUACACUACUUGCCAGCUUUAUGUGAAUGCAGCUGACAAGUUGUACUAGGCCCUGAGGCAGCUCCUCGGUUGAACAUCCGUUUUAGCUUCUCUUCCAUUAAGCAGGUGUAUUCUGAUUGAGGGCCUCUCGCAAACAGCAGAGCCAAAGCUGAGUCCCUGAGAUGAUUAUCUUAGGAAUAUCCACUCUCACCUUGACAUAAAUGAGCAAAGACUAUAGAGGCAACUUUCACACCGAAACUUUGCACAUAUGCCAACCUCAUUAUAUUUUGGCCAUGUUAAAUUUGAGCAUCCCCUAUUGGAACAGUAUAAAAAACUGCAGCAAGUAGGGUGAAGAAUAAAAUGCUCACUUCAAAUUGUUAGCUGCUUUCUUGAAGGUUUUUCCUGAGUACAUGUUAAAAAGCUGAACAUAAGAGGAAAAGAAGUAAAAAUAUUUUAUGGUGAUAUUUUUUUUGUACUUGAUGACUGUUUAGCACUACUGUGGCUGUUUUAAAAAUGGUCCUGUGAAAAGAUACUGCCUUGUAUGUUAAGAAUGUAUGAUUAUUACUUGAC
Messenger RNA from Pelmatolapia mariae (spotted tilapia), 2804 nucleotides. RefSeq names its product solute carrier family 5 member 6 (gene slc5a6b). The record is from RefSeq and is a predicted model, not a curated record. Gene Ontology annotation, biological process: pantothenate transmembrane transport; biotin transport; sodium ion transport. Gene Ontology annotation, molecular function: sodium-dependent multivitamin transmembrane transporter activity. Gene Ontology annotation, cellular component: membrane. Bases 209 to 2047 code for a protein of 612 amino acids. NCBI's taxonomy places the organism in Eukaryota, Metazoa, Chordata, Actinopteri, Cichliformes, Cichlidae. The transcript has 17 exons.